AUGUUGUCGUGUUUUUCCAUACGUUUGUCACUAAGAUUUCUGUUGUUAUUUUUGAUCCUGAUUAUAAUCUCCAAAGCUCAGAAUCAAAAUGAAACCAAGAACAGUACAAGGUAUAAAGAACAGACGUCAGAUUUGGAAGAUUUCAAGCGUUUUAUUCUUGGCCCCGAGUACUCCAGUGACCUAGCAAGGCCAAUCACAGUGUUUUUCAUGGUCCUCGUUGCCAUGGUAUCGAUCAUUAGUAACUCACUUAUCAUCCACGUGAUCAGAAUAAACCAGCACAUGCGCACUAUGACUAACUACUUCAUCCUCAACAUGGCGUUGGGAGAUUUAGUAUCUACAGCAAGCACCGCUCCACUAACCAUCAAAUACCUUUUCAAUGGAACGGAAUGGACUUCAGGAACGUUCGGAAUGAUAACUUGUAAGGUGGUCCAUUUUUUCACCUAUGUCGCAUUUUUCUGCUCGAUUUUCAGUUUGGUAGCGAUGACGUUCGACCGAUUCAUGGCGGUUAUCUGUCCCCUUAAAUACAAGUACUUUUCAUUGUGGACAAAAUUCCUUUUCCCAGUUGUGUGGAUAACUUCUUUGGCCUUGCCUGCUCAGUUUGCUAUCGUUAAAUUUGACAUCGAAAAUUAUUUUAACAAAACCUACUGCCUUGUUUCCUCAGAAAUGUUAGAUGAUUCCAUUAUCAUGAUAUCCAUUGGAAAUGUCCUCCCCAAUGUUGCCGUGAUUUCUCUUUAUUCUAUUAUUGCCUAUAAACUCUGGACAAGGCGAGUACCUGGUGACGAAAGCGGUGCGGCUCAAAGACAAGACGAAGCACAACAAACUGCCAAGAAGGUCACCCGUAGACUAAGAAACCACGAAACUGAUGCUAACUUUGAACAAGUGGGAUCGGGUAACCAUGACAAUGUCGUUAGCCUAGAACACGUGGUAUCGGGUAACCAUGACAAUGACAUUAACCUAGAACACGUGGUACUAGGUAACCAUGACAAUGAUGUUAGCCUAGAACACGUGGUGCCGGGUAACCAUGAAAAUGACGUUAGCCUAGAAUAA
Molecule: messenger RNA, 1047 nt
Organism: Actinia tenebrosa (Australian red waratah sea anemone)
Lineage: Eukaryota; Metazoa; Cnidaria; Anthozoa; Actiniaria; Actiniidae
Product: substance-K receptor-like
Source: RefSeq, a predicted model, not a curated record